Messenger RNA from Penicillium pulvis, 1754 nucleotides. Its product is annotated as putative MFS transporter. Gene Ontology annotation, molecular function: transmembrane transporter activity. The coding region runs from base 102 to 1754 and encodes 550 amino acids. Lineage: Eukaryota; Fungi; Ascomycota; Eurotiomycetes; Eurotiales; Aspergillaceae. The transcript has 2 exons. Gene Ontology annotation, biological process: transmembrane transport. The record is from RefSeq and is a predicted model, not a curated record.
UGACACCCCACCCCCAGGCGACACAAGCUGGGAUUACUCGCCGAUCAUUCUUGAUUUCUCCUUCUCCAGAUUCCUCUCAAGGCAAUGCGCUGUCACUGGUGAUGGCUUCAAGUCCGGCAUUGUUCACAGCCUCAAGGGGGCAGACCCUCACGUACCUGCUCGCGGUUUGCCCCUUCUCUAUCGCGUUCCUGGUCUUCAUCAAUUCCUCUGUUUCCUUCGUGGUGACGGAUCUGAUCGGACUCCAUGAAGGAGAAGGAGAUGCAGUGGGGACUUUGGGAUUUGCCGAUGAAUUGCUUGCGCUUGCUGCCUGUCCUCUUUGGGGCGUGCUCUCGGAUCGGAUCGGCGUACGUCAUGUUUGCACUAUUGGCUACGCUAUAAUUGCUUUAGCAUUGGUUCUCUUCGUACAAUCUAAGAAUGUCUAUCCACAGCUUCUUCUCGGUCGGCUGCUGUUCAGCCUCGGUGGCUCGGCCGUAUCAACCAUGGUCACUGCAGUCUUGCCCACCGUGACGGGCAAGGCCUUCCGAAACGAGGCAUACCGGGCUUCCGUCUCAUCUGAACUAACUAUCACACCUGAGCGGCUGCGUGGUCUUCAAAAUGGCAACUCCGAAUCUGGCCGUGCUUCGCCUUCGGCUCGACUAUCAGGUUUUGUUGGACUAUUCGCGGGCUGUGGAGCUCUUGUCUCUCUUGCAGUCUUCCUUCCUCUUCCAGCUCGAUUCGAAAAGGUGGGACUGUCACCAACCGAAUCUAUUCAACGCAGUUAUUACCUUGUGGCUGUUGUAGCUCUCAUCAUCAGCGUGGUCAGUUUUAUUGGCCUUCGUCACCUGCCCGGAGAAGAAAGCAAAGGAUGGUCCGCUUUGUGGAACUGCCGUACACAACGCGAUGGCCAACCCGCUACUCUCCCGUACUGGAAGCAAUUGACCACAGCGAUGCUUCUGGGGUUCCGAAACCGCAGCAUUGGGCUAGGCUACGUGGGCGGAUUCGUUGCUCGGGCAUCCUCCGUGGGCAUCUCCCUGUUCAUUCCUCUGGCGGUGAAUCACUACUUCCGAGUCUCGGGCCUGUGCAACGAACAAGAUCCCGUACAUGGAUCCGGGCUGGGAGAGAUCAAACGCGCGUGCCCACGCGCAUACAUCCUUGCAUCGAUCCUGACGGGUGUUUCUCAACUGGUAGCCCUGUGUGCGGCGCCAGCCUUUGGAUUCUUGACCGAUAAAUCGCGACGAUACAAUGUCCCACUCUUGGUGGCGGCCUUCCUUGGCGUAAUUGGGUACACUUGGUUUGCGCAGAUGCCCAACCCGCAAUUCAAGGGUCCCGAUGGCAAUCCGGUGGUCUUCCUCGUGAUGGGACUUAUCGGCCUUAGCCAGAUUGGAGCUAUUGUGUGUAGUCUCGCUGUACUCAGCAAUGGCAUUCUGCGGGUCAGCUUGGACGAGAACACGAUGCGCAAGAUCUAUGACGAUCAGACUGAGACGGACGAUGACGAUCAAUGUGAAUCCGGCGAGGGCCGGCCCCUUAUCGCGGGGUCAAUAAAUCGGCGACUGGAGCAUCUGUCUCACCUGAAAGGUUCCAUCGCGGGAGUGUAUUCGCUGUAUGGUGGGGCCGGAAUUCUGCUUCUCACCAAAUUGGGAGGAAAAUUAUUCGACGAAGUCUCAUCCGGUGCCCCAUUCUACAUCAUGGCGGCCUUCAAUGGAAUCUUGCUAGUGGUUGGAAUUCUAGCUGGGAUUCUCAACCAGGUUGUGCCGGUCAUGGAGGUGUCAGUGUAG